Molecule: messenger RNA, 559 nt
Organism: Brassica rapa (field mustard)
Lineage: Eukaryota; Viridiplantae; Streptophyta; Magnoliopsida; Brassicales; Brassicaceae
Source: RefSeq, a predicted model, not a curated record
UUAACGUUAAACACCACUACAGAGGCAGAGGAGCAUUAAACAAAAUGUCCGACUCCAUUUUGGAAAAGGCCACCUCUGCUCUCAGUGAAGCCGCCAAAACCGAUGUCUUCAAGGAUGCAGUGGACAAUGUUGUCUCAAGAGGCAUUGAAGGAGGCAAAUCUCUGCUGCACAAUUUGGAGGAGAAGAAAGGUGAAGUCUCUUCCAAGAUCGUUGGAGCUGUUUCACAGUUUACCGGUGGUAGCGCUGUCUCCUCAGCCACAACCGCAGACCGUGACUUACCAGUAUCCACAGACAAUCAGCCACUCCUAGCGUCCGGUGAGAAGGCGACGCCAUGGUGGAAGAGCUGUUGUGAAAUUCUAGAUCUUCUCAAGGCAUCCUCGUCAUCAUCUAACUAGGUGAAGAUCAACAACUAACAGAGACCCAGUUUUUCAAAUAUCCUUUCUUUCUAAUUCCUCCGCUUAACCCUCUGGUUAUUUUUUCAAUCUCUAUGAUUGUUGCGUAGAGAACAUUUGUAACGAAAGAUGUAAACAAAACACACAAUAUAAAGUAAAACUACUAA